This is a messenger RNA of Arvicanthis niloticus (Nile rat), 1365 nucleotides long. RefSeq names its product musculoskeletal, embryonic nuclear protein 1 (gene Mustn1). Gene Ontology annotation, biological process: chondrocyte proliferation; chondrocyte differentiation; tissue regeneration. Gene Ontology annotation, cellular component: nucleus. The record is from RefSeq and is a predicted model, not a curated record. NCBI's taxonomy places the organism in Eukaryota, Metazoa, Chordata, Mammalia, Rodentia, Muridae.
CUGUGCUCACCAUGAGGAAAUGCUUUCAAGCAACAGAAAGGAAGUUUCUCCCCUGCUAGUGUGCUGGGAUGGAAAAUCUACUUCCAGUGGAAUCCAGGAGUAGAAGAGAAAGAUAAACAAACUCAGAGCAUCCACCCAUGUUCAGGGCCCUCCCUUUCUCAGAGAUUCCCCAGCCUGCACAGACUGUACCACACAUUCCAGGCUUCACAUUCAUAAACACAGUCUGUAGACAACAGUGCCGGCACCUCCCACCUACAAGUGAGCAGCUGUCCCCAGAGAUACGGGGUCCCCCUGUCCAUCUGCUGUCACCAGGGCUGCUGCCCAUCAUCUCCAAGAAUAAACUCCAGCUAGUCGCUUCGUGGAUCUGAAUCAUCUGAGAGGUUCCAAAGGAGGGGAGUGACUACCCAGGACGGACAAGCAGGCUAUAUAAGUUCCCAAGGGUUGGGCUCCACGCAGAUCUUUUCCUGUGGCUACUGCCUGCCAGAGAGUCACCAACGGAGAACUUGCUUGGCAUCUACCAUGUCCGAGGUUGGUACUCCUCAUGCUCCCAUCAAGAAGAAGCGUCCCCCUGUGAAGGAAGAAGACCUGAAGGGGGCCCGAGGGAGCCUGGCCAAGAACCAGGAGAUCAAGUCUAAGACAUACCAGGUCAUGCGGGACUAUGAGCAAGCUGGCUCGGCUGCCCCAUCUGUAUUCAGCCGAAACCGCACAGGCAGCGAGACAGUCUUUGAGAAGCCCAAAGAGGGACCUGCCAAGAGCGUCUUUGGCUGAGAAGUGUACAUUGCACCACACAUCUGGACACAGGAGCCUUUCCCACGAACUUUUUUUUUUUUUUUUUAAUGCUGGAAGAUGUUGUCUUUCCUCUGCUGCCUCUGGAACCAUCAUGACUUCUACAACCCUAACCCUUAGAAACACCAAUAACGAGUAAAGAGUAUGCUCAAUGCCCCUAACCUAUGAGGGAUGGUGCCAUGGCCACUGCCUGUAGAAGAAAGAAGGGACAUAUGGGGACAUAGCAUAUUUGGUGCCCUUCCUGGGCUCUGAGGUGGGCCAGGAAAUGCUGUGUGUGCUUUCAGAACCACUGAGGUGUUCUAGAAAGAGCCUUAGACAUGGAGCCCUGGCACGGACUUUCUGAUGCAUGCAGAGUUGUCUGUUCUUCCUAAACUUCUGUUUUAGGCUGGAAAGCUGGUGCCAUAGCUAAGAAUACUUGCUGUUUCUUUAGAGGACUCUGGUUCAGUUCCCAAAUAGCCACAUGGUAGCUCAUAACCAUUUAACUCUGCCACCCUCUCCUGGCCUCUGUGGGCAUUGCAUACAUGUAGUACACCUGUAGUCGAAAUAUUCAUAUACCUAAAAUAAAAAUAAAACAUAAAA